This is a messenger RNA of Caenorhabditis auriculariae, 7986 nucleotides long. The record is from the annotation of a GenBank genome assembly. NCBI's taxonomy places the organism in Eukaryota, Metazoa, Nematoda, Chromadorea, Rhabditida, Rhabditidae.
AUGAUGCGCCCGGGAGUGCCCCUCAUUUCUUCCACCUCUCGUCUGCGCAAGCUACUGGUCCUGCUGACAGUGGUCUUGUGUGAGUAUCACUUCAAAUUUCUUGGAAUCUGAUCCGAUUUCCAGACGUCAUUUUCAUUUUCGACAUCCCUCUUCCUAUUUUCUUCAGCCGAGAAGAAGUUCUAACGUCAAAUGACAAGAAAAAGUUGGCAGAAAAAUCAACGGAACCUUACAACGACUACCCAACACAAUAUGUCCAAUUUCGAAACCUCUCCGUCCCCUACCACGUUUUGAUUCAGCCCGAUUUGGAGCAGUGCUCAAGGUCUGGCUAGUGGGAAAAGUCAAGUUUUCAAGUCAAUUACAGUCGAAAGUCCCGGCAUUUCGAUCAAAAACUCUCAUCAUAACCAGAAGGCUAGAAAAGCUCCAAAAAUGAUAUUUACGCUUUCAAAACGUUGGAAAAGUCUUUCUAGCGACUUUUUGUGGCUUUUCUGUCUGUUCUGUUCUCUUUAAAUACCUUUUCUCACCCAUAAACAGACCUUAACUCCAAACAGAGCUUUCAAUGAGACGAAACUCCGAAGAACUUAAAAAACUUUCUUUCGUCUCAAUGAAACACGGUUUGAAAUUAAACAAUUUUCAGACCACCGAAAAUUCUGAUAAUAAUACUCUCAAUGGCCAACAGUACAGAGCAGCGGCAGGCGAUUCGUCAAACCUGGGCCAAUCCGUUAGUUUCUACUGGAAUCGAGGUUUGGAGGCAAAAAUAAAUAUUAUGAUUGACCUUCGACAAUUUGAACGCUGUUCUGAGAAUUAAAGAUAUGUUAUGCCAAUUAAAAACUUCCAUAACUAAUAAAUUUUAACCCAACUUGAGGCGCAAAUUCAAAAAGAGCUCAUUUCCAAAAAUCGAGUAAUAUUUUCAGAACGGCACAGUUCUGAUCAACUUCAUCAUCUCAAACCCAUCAAGCGCUACAGAAUUGAAGAACUUGCAAGCCGAAGGUUUUCUAUUCGGUGACCUGGUCGUCACGGAUCUGCCAGAAAAAUACGACCUGCUCAAUUAUAAGGUACAUUCCCUUCAGAAGGGUUUUUUUAGAAUAUCUUGCAGCAUAAAGAGGUCUGAAUUAACAUUGAAAAUAAAUGCGUCCAAAAAUUGUUGAAUGGCCUAAAAAAUGACGCGUAAAAAGGCAAAUACUCUCAAAAACUUUCCUAAUCUUCAUUAAAAACUAAAAUAAUGUACUGAAAAACAACAGGUCUACUCGCUACUCAACUUCCAUCAAAAGUCCUGUCCAAAUGCUGAUUUCGUGAUGAAAAUCGACGAAGACGUCGUUUUGGACGUCGACAAAAUGCUCUAUUUUCUUCGGAAAGACCGAUCGGCCAAACUCGCCUCGAUAAGUUGCCGAGUUUGGGUGAAAGCGGCGCCGAAGCGAAAGCCCGACAGCAAAUGGUUAGUUCACCUCUUCGCUUAUUUCACUUCAAGAAAAACCGUACUGUUCUGUUGCAAAUUUCGCUUUCAGGAGGCUGAGCGCAAAAAAAGUCAGUGGUUGCGGAAGCUUAUUUUUCUGCCAUGUUUCAAUUUCAAAACUCUCGAAAAUUUAACUUCAAAAUUCUUUUCAUUUAUUCUAUUUCGAAGAAAGCUCACUGGCAAGAUACAAAUUUAGUCCUGAGCGGUCGAUAAUAAUACGAAAAACCGAAGUAAUAAGGAAAACUUUUUUUUUAUUCUUCAAAAAACAAAUUUUUUUGAUUUUACUCGUUAUCAAACUGAUAUAAGUAGAGAUUCCAAUUCCAAGAAGGCCUAAAAAAUUAAAAACUCAUGAGGUCAUGGAUUCUGAUCAUUAAUUAUGUUUUAAAUUCAAAUAAGAUCAAAAAAAUCGCUUUUUUUGAAAAAAAGAUCGGCCGCAAGUAGUCUAGCCCCACGUAUAAAAUGAUUCUCCCCCUUCCCAAUCCCUCGAAAUUCGCUUAAAUGAUCAAAGGUACAUGCCGUAUUCGCUGUGGGGCGCCAAGUACUACCCGACUUAUUGCGACGGGCCGCUCUACCUGAUUGGAAAAGAGGCCGUGGAGAAAAUACUCGACAAGGCGAAAAAAAUGUCCUCAUUUUCAAGAUGGAAGUGGGUUCCUGCUGAAUUUAAAUAAUAAUGUAUAAAAAAACACUCCAUUUUGUCAGAAAAAUUUCCCUAUUUUCAAACUGAAACAUUACAGGGUGUUUUUGUUGAAAAAUUCUUUAGAUUUUUCAGCUUCCAGAUCUUGCUCAUUAACACAUUGAAAAAAAAAUUACAUUCAAAUCAAAAUGUUUCACUUUUUUUCUGUUUGAAUCAUUUCUAUGAAAACUGCUAUUUUGCAUUAAAAAAAUCUUCUUUUAAAAAUAUCACUUUUUUCUCUAAUUAGAUGUGCCGAUUGAGCCAAUAAGAGCAAAAAAUAACGCGGUACAGAAACCGUUUCCAGGACGUUCUAUUCACUGGAAUCAUCGCAGAAAAGGCGAAAGUGCCAAGGAUCAAGUGGGACAAGCAUCUGAUUCAUCAGAACCCAGUAAGUUAUCACAAAGAAGCUAAUUAUAAAAAUAUGCUAAAAACUGUCUUAGAUGUACCAGAUGAAGAUCCUAGAUGUAAAAACUUGCGGAAAUCUCUAAAUUUUAUGAAAAAGUGCUCAAAGUCUGAAAUUGCUUUUAUUUUGCCGAUUUUUAUGGUCAGUCUUAGACUUUUUCUACGUCUUUGGGUUUAGGCUAGCUUGAAUAUUCUCCUCGAUUUUGAGCCUAUUAUCUCCAACUCUAGUAAUUUCUGCUAGCGAAUAUUCUACGGAUCUUCAUCAAGUUUGUUCUGGCCUACUUUCAAACAACUCUCAGCCAAAGAUAAAACUAACUUUCUCAUGAGGAUCGAAAUUGGAGAAGCUCUCAACAAUGUUUCCAGGAACUAUUUCGAGGACAAAGUCAAUGCGAGACGAUAAAGGGCCGCAAAAUAUCCUACUAUUUUGGUGCUCAUUCCUUGAAAGGACCGGAAAACGUCGAAAAAGGCUUCAAGCAACUUCAAAACAUGACUUGUGUAGUCCCUCAGAGAAAGCAAAGACCGGUUAGAGUAAAAAUUAAAACUUGAGAGAAUGGCUCAAAUCACAUUUUUAUAGGAAAAAAAUUGUUUUCGUCGUUUUAGGUAUGCAAAAUUCGCUUGUGUCAUAUUCAAUAAUAAAUUGUUUGAAUGUAUGUUUUUUGCUUUUCCAAAGAAAGUUUUUUGGCUCACCAAAAUAUUCGGAAGUUUUCCCUAUCUAGUUGACUUUUCUUCUAUUUUUUUUUUCCAUUAAUUUUAAAACCUAAAAAUACGGCUAAAAUUCAAAACAGAAGACGUAUUUAUGUAAUAAACGUCUAACAAGUAAGUUUGAAAUAGAGAAACUUUUGAGCCGUCGUUUUCUUUUUCUACAAGAUCAAACUCUGAACUUUUCCUCUAUGCUCAAACUUUAGGUUUAAAGUUCAUUCAUGCGUUUCGAAGUAUACGGCUUGAGAUAUUUAUCCAUAGAGCGAACACGUACUCAACGUACUUGGAGUGAGCGGCCGAAGUUUCCAAGAUGUUCUCAAGAUUUCAAGCUUCUUUUUCUAGCCUCCUCCUCCAUCUACUUCUUUUCCUUCACUCGAACCUCCAAUUAUCUUUUUUUUCAACAAUCAAACAACAAGAGAAUAAAUCUAAACAGGGCGAUUCUCUUCCAAAAACGCCAUUUCGCUGAGGGAGACCGACGGUUUGAUUGCCGAUUUUUUUCAAACGAUGCCUGCCGCAAGGUUUUUGUCGAGGAGGAAGUACCCGAUUUUCUUCCUUCUUUUUUUUUCUGCGGUCCGUCAGAAGGUCAAGGACAGAGAUUGUCCAGAGAAAGAUCUCGCAGCAAAUUAAAAGAGAAGCAACCCCUUUUUUUCGUCAAAUUACCAUCAAGGUUGAACCGUUUUGUUGUGAAAAAAAACAAUUUUCGUCCGAAUCGAAUUGAAUUGCAAAACCGCGAGGUUCAAACUAGAAACAAUUGCGAAAGGCUCGUUAUCAGCCGGUUUUUUUUUUCAAUCAAAACUUCCUCAUAUUUUGAAACUGUUGGAUUGACGCCUACAGGGUUUUGAAUUUUGAAAGAACUACAGUAAAAACGAAUCAAAAAGUGAAGUUCGGCAGAAACUCCAAAAAAAAAGCUGGAGUAAACACUUGGAUGAAAACCGUUUUGAAAUUAUUUUCUGCUCAAUAACUGCGGAGCUACCUGUUGAGUGUUCCUUUCGGACAUAAAAAGUUCCAUCCUAAGAAGAAAAAAAAUCGUGCACCUUUCAGGUGGCCACUCGACUGAUCCAUCAGCUCCUCUAGGAAAUUAUGGAUUUGAACAAGUUUUAUCUUUUUGUUAGAACUUUUUCAGAUAAUGAGCCAGCAAACCAGCUUUGAAGUGUUAACUAGGCGCUUUUAAAGAGGCUUUUAAAGAAGAAAUCAGAGUCUCGAACAUUUUCUUUAUCCUCUGGAAGAUGUUUUGAGUUCAUAAUUUUUCUGUCCUCUUUUCGCCCUUCUUGAUUAUCUCCUCAAGUGUUUCCUGAAGUUUCAUGAUGCAACUUGAAGCCAGAUCAACCUCUUCAAAUUUCCAUCAAGCAAUAUUUCAUGGAAAAAUCAGACGAUGGCAAAGAUCCAUGAGUUCAGGUAAAGUACUUUUGAAACAACAAAGUUAAACAAAAACUGUGAAACCUCAACCUCCUACUAACACAAAAAGCUACGUACUUCUAACUCCCCUUAAUAAACUUCGAGAUUUCCGGCUUUAAAUACACCCAGUGCAGCGCUUGAUUCUCCUAAUCUCUCUCUUGGAGAAGCGGAAAGAAAGAUUUUAUUUACCGAAAAAAGAUUCUUCGGGCGACCUUGAAGUCUCAUUUCAUUCUAUAACCUUGGGCCCGAAUGGAAUCAGAAAUAAAAACGGAAGCCGAUCUGAUGAUUGGAUUUCACAAAGAGAAACGAAAAAUCCAUUACUUUUUCUUGUUCUUCUCUUCCCAUUAGCACUUCAAUCCAUAAGGAAAAAGUGGAAAAAGACGAAAGUAUUGAAGAAAAUUACAACAAUCAAAGUUGUCCUUGAGGGGGGCAGGAACAAAAGCUUCAAAUUCCUUUUUGAAGUUACCAUCAGUGGCCUUUUUUCUCCAGAAAAAGUUACUUGGAACGGUCUUUUGUUGUUCCUUUCAUAAAAUCGACUGAUUUGACGACUUUUUAGAAAAAAAAUUGAAAUUUUUAUCGAAAGAUUGGAAUAAGGUGCUUCAAAAGCGCAAUCAAAAAAAUGGGGAAAAAUCGACAAAAUUUGAAAUCAUCUCAAUGAUCUUCCAAUUUUUCUCACACAAACUCGUUCACCUUAAAUUUAUGAGCUUCUUUUGCAGUAACUAUCAAAAAACAAACGGCGGGGAAGAACAGCAAAAAAAAAAAUAGACAUAAAAAUUUAAUUACUCAAAUUUAUACCGGUUAGUAUCAAAGUCGAGCGGAAGUAGUUCCAAAUCCGGGAGAAAAAUGGUUAUUUGAAGUUUGAGAAAGGCAGAGAAAUGUUGGCUAUUUGCCACUGAUAUAGAUUCUUGUCAAUCGACCGUUAGCUCGCCAAAAAAAAAUCCUAGAUUACUGUAUGGUCUUUCUUCCGCUUCGGAACCGAAUCCUAGAAGGUACACAGCUUGUGAAACGUUUUGUACUGAGAACCUUCCACCCAAGCUAGCGAGCUUAUUCAUCAUUCUUUCUCAGUCAAUAUCAUCAUCAGAAAAAGGUAAUAUCGACUCGAGGUGAAGAAGUUCUUCUUCUCUCUUUGCUAGAGACUGAGAUAGUACCUCGAUCGUGUAUGGUUUUUUUCAUGGUCUAUUUUUCGAAAGCUCAUGCUCCUUUAAUAUUUAUGGAAAGCUAGUCAGUGUCCCACUAAUUAACAUCAUCAGAAAAAGGUAAUCUCGACUCAAUGUAAAAACAGGUUUUUUGUUCUCUCUUGGCCAGGGUGUGGACCAAGAUGCUACCUUGGCCUUAUGCCACGCCCACUUCCUUCACCGCUACACGUAGGACGUGGAGAGCUAUAAAAGGCAAGUGACUGGGGAGGGUCUCGCAUCGUCGGAUCGAAAGAUGUUCGAGGAGAAGCUUCUGGUUGGCAUCGCUUCGGCGGCGUCGACUCUCGCCGUCAUCACCUGCCUUGUCGUCAUCCCUUCCCUCUACAGCACCAUCAACGAGGUCCAUGAUGAGGUAAGAGAUUCCUGACUACAGUGCUUUCCCCUCACCGGAGAAAAAAAAAAUGGAAGUGUUUUAGAGCUUCUAGUUACCUCGAAAAAAAACCCAAAUAAAGGUCUGAAAUGUCUAAACUGUGAGUAGGUGGCUGAACUAAUAUUCGACACAAGACCUCAAACUUCGUCCAAUUUUUUUUGCUCAAAAGGUUCCUGCGUUACUUUUGUGAUCCCUUAAGGCCGUCUCACGAAGAUAGAUAAGCCAUUAAGUAGGUUUGAAGGUUUGCUAGGUCUACUUAGGUAUUCCUUUCAAGUAAACCUCCAUUUGCGCAUUUUUUUAGAAACAGAAAAAAAUCCAGUGAGAUAAAGUUUCAGAGUCUUCUUUUUUUGGUUUUCAAUUCUCCAAGCACAUUGUUUUUACAAUCAGUCGUUUUCCCAAAUUUUCCAUUUCAUUUUGUCAGUAAUAUAAAUCAUGAUUUUUUUGAUUCUUUUUUUCAUGAUCUAGCAAUCUCAAUAGUACAAUUAAAUUCAAAACUGUUCUUUAGCUAAGAACAUCAUUUUGAGAAUGAAAACUGUCAAAAAUGCUCAUUUUUGCCUUUUUAUCCGAUAUCAGAAGGAUUUCUCGAUUUACACUGUUUGACCGCUUUCUACUUCACUCAUAGCUCUUCUUUACUUCUUGCUGAUUCUGAAGCUUCGCAAUUCAGGUCAUCGACGGCGUGAACGUGUUCCGCGUCGAGACCGACGCCGCCUGGACGGAGAUGCUCGACGUGCAGGUCACCGUCUCGCCGCCCAGCCGCCCACGCGAGAACCCCUUCAACAGCGUCUUCCGUCAGAAGCGUGGACAGUUCUCCGGCCUGCCAUCGUUCUGCCAGUGCGAGCCAGCCAAGCCACGCUGCCCACCAGGACCUCCAGGACCACCAGGACGAGCUGGAGCUCCAGGUAAAAUCUCAGAAACGACUGCUAUUACUUGGUGAAGUUUCCAAUAGGAUAAGAAUCACCAGACGCAGUAGUGAAAAAAAUUUACCUACGAAAAUAGCGCCACUGAACGUUCUUAGCUAACUUUUUCGACCUGCUCAAAUGUAUCUGCCUCAAAACUCUCUUAUGAUCGGAGAGCCAGAUCUUUAGCUGAAAUUUACGACUUUUUUAAAAUUCUAAAAACGUUUUGCUUAAAUUUCUAUGGCUUGAUACGUUGCAGAAAACUAUUAGUUCUGCAAACAAAAGUAUUUUUUCUUAGGGACGUAAAUCAAUCAAAAAGCAAAUAUAACUUUUCGAGCUUCAAAUCUGACUUUCUCUAUCUUUCAGGAACCCCAGGACAGCCGGGUCGCCCAGGAGCCGACAACUUCGAGAGAGUCCACGUCGACCCAUGCGUGCAACACUUUGAUGGAUGCGUCAAGUGCCCAGCGGGAGCUCCAGGACCAGCCGGACGAGCUGGACCAGCCGGACCGGCAGGACGACCAGGAUCGGCAGGACAGCCAGGACGUCGCGGAAACGACGGCCGACCAGGCAGCCCAGGACCAAUGGGCUCCGCCGGAGCUCCAGGACAGCCAGGCCGCCCAGGAGGCCCAGGACAGCCAGGAAAGGACGGACGCCGAGGACGUGGUGCUGCUGGAGCGCCAGGACGCGAUGGAAACGCUGGACCAGCUGGACGGGCCGGAGCGCCAGGAAGAGCCGGAGCUCCAGGAGCUCAGGGAGGACCAGGACCCGCCGGAAGACCUGGAGCGCCAGGAAGCCGCGGAGGCAACGGUCAGCCAGGCCGCAACGGAGGAGUCGGACUCCCAGGACACGACGCCGCCUACUGCGCCUGCCCACCACGCGCCACCUACUUUGGCCGAAACCGCGCCUAA